GGAGUGGAGGUGGAGGUGAGCUGGAGCAGGAAGCUGUUGGCUGGCUGAACAAGGAAAGAGCAAUUCCUGAUUUGUAGCUAUGGCUGAAUUAGUCUCCGAGAAGGACCCCACAUACCCCUGUUCCGAUACCGCUGUGGAACCACCAGCAGCUCCUGAUUCAGGUCCAGACAAACAUUCCUCUGCUGAGCUCAACCCUCCAUGCUGCUUUUUCCUGGAAGGACGUUGCCGCUUCGGUGCCCACUGCCGGAACCCUCACCCUGGUGAUGACCAUCAUUUAGAAGACCACAGACCCAUCCACCAUGACCCUGCCCCACAGUUGCCAUCCAGCAAAAAGCCUCCCAUGAAAACAGCAGAGGAUGUUAUCUCUCGUGUCCUGUGGGACACCCAGGUGCCAGCCCAAUACUUCUCUAUUGGUUACCUUGACCGGUUCUUGGGGAUAUUGGAAGAGCCUUUUACUGCUUUCUCAUGGGAGGAUCUAGCUUCAGCCGGGCCAGGGGUGCUGGCUAUCCCCAAACAUAGGAUCCAAUAUUUCAAAUACAGGUCUCGUGUGGUGUGGGACAAAGUCAGCCGCACAGAUGAUGUCUUUGGGUCCACAGGAAGUGGGAGAACCAUCUUGGAGGUGAUAAAAGAAGAGGAGGAGGUAGCUCAAGCCACCAGGGAAAAGACUAAUGGUCAUCCUUCCGAAGGAGGCAGAGGACAGGGGAUGGCCCAGGACAGGGAAGAGGAGAUAGACACCAAUGGUUCAGCUAGAGAUAGAGAAAAGCAGCUGAACAGGACAACUGAUGGACAGGAAGCAUCCAAGGAGCUUGGGGUAGACAUGGAUAAUUUGAAAUUGGUUGGAGACACGCAUACUAUCCUAGAUGGAAAUGUGGUGAACAAGGAGAUGGAAGGAGAGGAAGUCCACAGAGUUAGGGAUGGACAAUCCGUCAAGGAAGAAGUAACCAAACAUGUCCUCAGCAUCAAAAAGGGAAAUGACCCAAUAGUGCUGGAGGAGGUAGCAGCUUCAGGAAGCAGGGAGGGGGUAAACGUUCCUCGCUCUAAACAGCGUCCCACUCAUUUCGUAGCUAUCCGAAUCACCAGCCCAGAAACCCGGGAAGCCGUGAAACUAUUUCAAGGUGCUCUCUGUGAGGUUCGCCCAGACUUAGCCAACUUCUGUACGCCCCUGGCUACUCUACACCUUACCCUUUCCUUGCUGCGCUUAGACACACCAGAAGAAAUCUACAAAGCGAUUGUGGCUCUCCAAGAGCUACAAGCCAACAGCCAGCGCCUGCUGCCCCCAGCCUUGCUUCUCUCUUUCCACAGGUUAGAGACUUUUUUUUCGCGCGUGCUUUACAUGGCUCCAACAUCUACGCCUGAGCUGAGUUUACUGGUCCGAACUUUGGAGGAAGCCUUUAGCAAGAAGGAUUUGACUGUGAUUCAUCCUCCAGACAAAGAAAAAUUCCACUUGACCAUCAUGAAGAUCCCACUACGGAAGGCAAUGCCUCAACUGCCAGCAGAUUCCUUAUGGAUUCCCACUAUUGAGAGUUUAGGAACACAGGCAGUAGAGGCACUAUGCUUAUGUGAGGUAGGAAAAGGUAGGACGACGGAUGGGUUUUACAGCACUGUGCUGAAAUUAGAUUUAUACUGAGGGAAUUGAGAUCCAUCAGCGAGUAGGUAGCUUUAUGGCCAAGACCUUCGGUGCAGAAGAGGGAAGGGACUAGGAGUUCAAUACCUACUUGUAGUGUAAAUGGUGUUGU
Molecule: messenger RNA, 1736 nt
Organism: Elgaria multicarinata webbii
Lineage: Eukaryota; Metazoa; Chordata; Lepidosauria; Squamata; Anguidae
Gene: LENG9
Product: leukocyte receptor cluster member 9
Exons: 2
Coding region: 80-1627 (515 amino acids)
Molecular function (GO): metal ion binding
Source: RefSeq, a predicted model, not a curated record